AUGGGAAUGAAAUGUCUAAUACCCUCGGCUUUCACUCAAAUGUUUGGCUGCUCAUCAAACCAAACCAAUCAAACCAGAAACUUGGUAAGCAGACACAACAAAAUAAAGAUGAUGGAGAAAGAGAAAUUUCCAAGUGGGUUUCAAGUUCCUCUUCACUACCCUAAAUACUCCAAGUCUGAUUACGAAGCCAUGGAUGAUCUCACCCUUGACUUGCUCCUCACACAAUAUGGAAUCUCCUUCGAAGGAUCUCUUGAAGACAAAAGGGUCUUUGCAAUGGAGUCAUUUCUCUGGCCUGAUCAGCUUUAGAGUUUAUUUAUGUUUGGUGUUUGAAAAUCCAAAUCUCUCUCUUCGCCGACGCCUAAAAUUACUAAAUGUUUUAGAACUAAGUUAAUCACGAGACAUGUCAAUCACUUAGUAAUCAUGUUUGUGUGUUAUGUACGUUUAUAUCUGUUACAUGAAGAAGUUUGAAGCAUGUUAUUUACACAUAUGUACACCGUGAGUACAUUAA
Eruca vesicaria subsp. sativa (arugula) is the source of this 508-nucleotide messenger RNA. NCBI's taxonomy places the organism in Eukaryota, Viridiplantae, Streptophyta, Magnoliopsida, Brassicales, Brassicaceae. The record is from the annotation of a GenBank genome assembly.